AUGUUCGGAAUUGAAGAAGCAAUGCUCAAUAUGAGUGGCUUGUUGAUUGUGAACCUGCCAAAGAAGGAGAACUCCUCCACGCCUUUGGCUGUUGCUGUGCCGAUGCGAAUUUUCUGUGGAUUUGCUCAAGUAUUUGAUAUCGCUGAGGUAUGGAUGGAAAAUUGGCCGAAGAAGAAACUUUGUGAGGUCACUCCUUUGCUGGGUUGCCUGUGCUUUUUGGGGGUCAACGGGAUGACCGAAUUUGAUUGA
This is a messenger RNA of Penicillium mononematosum, 249 nucleotides long. RefSeq lists its product as uncharacterized. The coding region runs from base 1 to 249 and encodes 82 amino acids. Lineage: Eukaryota; Fungi; Ascomycota; Eurotiomycetes; Eurotiales; Aspergillaceae. The transcript has a single exon. The record is from RefSeq and is a predicted model, not a curated record.